Messenger RNA from Colletotrichum navitas, 920 nucleotides. RefSeq names its product 60S ribosomal protein L44. Bases 118 to 438 code for a protein of 106 amino acids. NCBI's taxonomy places the organism in Eukaryota, Fungi, Ascomycota, Sordariomycetes, Glomerellales, Glomerellaceae. Gene Ontology annotation, cellular component: ribosome; cytosolic large ribosomal subunit. Gene Ontology annotation, biological process: translation. The record is from RefSeq and is a predicted model, not a curated record. The transcript has 5 exons. Gene Ontology annotation, molecular function: structural constituent of ribosome.
ACACCUGCCCUACCCGCACAAACAAGCGAUUAGCAAAACCUCGAAUUUUACUCUUUCCCCGCCAGCAAUUCAUCGUCACGACACUCCGGCAAGCGACAUCGACAAACAGCCGCCAAGAUGGUGAACAUUCCCAAGACGCGUAUGACCUACUGCAAGGGCAAGGAGUGCCGCAAGCACACCCAGCACAAGGUCACCCAGUACAAGGCCGGCAAGGCCUCGCUGUUCGCGCAGGGAAAGAGACGUUACGACCGAAAGCAGUCCGGUUACGGUGGUCAGACCAAGCCUGUCUUCCACAAGAAGGCUAAGACCACCAAGAAGGUUGUCCUGCGGUUGGAGUGCGUCAAGUGCAAGACCAAGCUUCAGCUCGCUCUGAAGCGCUGCAAGCACUUUGAGUUGGGUGGUGACAAGAAGACCAAGGGUGCCGCCCUCGUUUUCUAAACGCGUUAUGUUUUCGGUCGACCGACUUUCAUGGCUCCUUUCACGGCAUACUACGGAUCAUCAUCAGGCUGGAACAAUGGCGGCGAAGAGGGUUACCAGUUCUCAUUGGCGGAACACUACAUAGGGAACAAAUAAAAGCCCUGACUUGCGAACGGAUACCAAAAACAAAACAAAAAGCAUACAUCCCACAAGCCUUUCCCUCCCAUCACCUCAAACCUGCCAUCUGUUUGGCGCUUGCAAGCGCGCCUGGAAGAGAGACCGAGAAAAAAAAGUGAAAAGAGAAGAUGCGGGAUGCGUUGAGAACUCGACAAACGGGUUGUCCUGAGGGUGUGCUAACUCACACUCGAGGUGGGAUGACCUUGUCCCUGCCGAGCUGCUCUGUCCCAUGCUCCUAAAGCUGUGGUUUCUGGAAGAUAGAUGCAUUGUCCCCCAUGCGGCUCAGCCGGUCAACAACAAUACCUGAGUCACGAAGAAACGUUUUA